Molecule: messenger RNA, 2676 nt
Organism: Microstroma glucosiphilum
Lineage: Eukaryota; Fungi; Basidiomycota; Exobasidiomycetes; Microstromatales; Microstromataceae
Exons: 2
Coding region: 70-2610 (846 amino acids)
Biological process (GO): protein import into nucleus; mRNA export from nucleus; positive regulation of DNA-templated transcription
Cellular component (GO): nuclear pore outer ring
Molecular function (GO): structural constituent of nuclear pore
Source: RefSeq, a predicted model, not a curated record
CCCACCACUUCCAUCCCAAGGUCCCUCAAACCUCCUACUAACGACUCCUCCUGAGUGAGCAUCAUUGCGAUGCCUACAUCAACGCCUUCCUCCUCGUCUCGUGCAACACAGCCAUACCCCCCCGCUACAGUGGGCCUCUUCGCCCCGUCCACCUCUGACGAAGAACAUGAGCUGAUACAGAAGUGGCUAGGCGAACAGCAUACAUUCUUCCUCAGCCUUGCCCGGAUCCAUGAAGAAGCCAUCAAGGAAGCCAGGAGAGACACGGGUAGCAAGUGGAAGAGGGAAGAGGAUUUGAUGGACGAUGAUGGUGAAGAUGAUGGGCCCUCUUCUUUACAUCUUCCCUACUAUACACGGCUCUUCCAUCUUGUGAUACAGUCGAAUCGGGAUCUGCUCGAGCAGCUGGCCGAAACACCAUCGGCUUCGACAUCUCCUUACCUUCCUCACCUCUCCCGUGUGCUCCUGCCCAUUCUCACCCUCGCACAAACUCUCUAUCUCUCCCCCAAUGCUACGGAUCUUCAACACGCAGGCGAGGGCAUCAUCGGCGAAGAGCUGCUUCAUUGGCUCAACUCGUACGAUCUCGCUCCUACCACUGAGCAGGGAAGGGAGAUUGCAGCUAGCGAUGAGCCAUACCUUCAUGCGAACUAUUGGGAUUACAUCCUGCGGUGUACAUUGAGAGGCUUCCAUUCUACUGUGGGUACUCUGCUUGCCACACUGCUAUCUCUUCCGUCCAAGUCUCUCAAGACCCUCGUCGCUCGGAUGAGAGAGCUCAUCAAGGCCUUGCCGAGAAGCACAGAAUUCAAGACCGAGGUGCAGUUCAAGGCCGCACGGAGAGACUUUCAUCUCAAGCUGAUGGGCAUCUUGGCUAGCCUCGAGGCCGUCAUGGACGAAGUGCAAGACGAGCUGACGAGCUCCUUCGAGGAUAGAGAUGAUCCAGAAGAAGAGGCAGAAGACCUUCGCUUGUCGCUCGAGGCUGGUUUGCGGAUCUUCCUGGAAGUGCUAGCUGGCAAUAGGGAAAGGGUAGUGGAAGCUGCUGAGGACUGGAAGGAGGCAUUGACGGCCUGGGGUACUUUGGUCGAUGUCGGCUUGAAACGUGAUGGGCUGGCCGAUGCGUUGAGCAAGAUCAUGAACCUGCGAGGGGAGGCUUUGGAAGAAGGGACAGCUUUGCCAGACAAGGCAGAACAGAUCAUGGUCAAGAUGAUCAGGGGAGAUCUCGCUGGUGCGGCUGGUUCGACGACGGCUCUGGACCCCUACCUGGCUCAAGUCCUGCUUGACUUUUCAACAAAGCUGAGACUCCUUGACGAAGGUGCUGAGAGCGAGGAACAAGUGACGCCGCUUGAGAGGGCGAAUCUGGUUUACUCCAACACACUCCUUGCGACACACGGUCUCUGGAGGAUAGCAAUGGACUACUUGUCCGAAGCGGGUCCCAGUGGUACAGCUCGAAUGAGCCAGAUUCUGCUUGGUCUGCCUCUUCUUGAGAGCGCAGAUGAUAAGAAGAAGAGGUUGGCAAGGCAGCCGACUGAGGACGAGAAUGGGGAGGAGAUAAUCGUGGAAGAGGUAGACGAAUUCCAUCUCACGGAGUCCGUCCUCGAAGCUUGCUCUACCUUUGGGCUUGAACGCGAAGCCAGGGCAGUCUGCCGAAAGCUCAGUCUCCAUCUCUCCUCUGGAGCGUCGCAAGACGAACAGGCUACCCCUCGAUUCGGCCCGGCUGUCAUCUACGCUCUUCGCAGUCCUCCUCGAGGUGACGUUGCUGUACUCAAGACCAUCAAGGGGAGGAUGCUUGAAGGUCUGCUAGACCGCAAGUCACGCGCGGCUUCAGCGACGAGCUCUACAGCAGAGGAAUGGUUCAUCGAAGAAGUCACGGAGAUCAAGCGCUGGCUCAUCAAGAGUGCCCGCAGAGACGCCCUGGGUGAUACUCAGACAGACGGUGUCCAGCAAGGUCCCUUCCUCAACCGUACCAAGCGCUCUCUUGCUUCUCGUGGAGAUGGUUUCGCGGAAGAGGACCAGUAUCUCCUAGACGACGAGGAGGAGUUCAACCAUCACUUCGCCCAGAGCCUCCCACCUGUCCUCCUCUUCCUCACCAACCUCGCCCGCUUCUUCAAGAUCAAGCAGGAGAGCGGCAAUGGUCCUUUGUCUAUCACCUUUCUCCUGGAGCUGCUUAAUGCGGGACUGGUAGACGGAGACUGGACCUCUGUGUGUCUGUACGAGAUCGGAGAGGCACUGCAGAGGAGCGGAUCGACGGCGACUGAGCCUGCCCUAUUGUACGACUCGCUACGACUUCUCGAGUCCAUCUCAUUCAGCGCAUCUCUCUCCGAGGAGGAAGAGGAGUUCUACCUUGGCAAACUCGGCAUAUGGACCGCCGGAGGUAGGCGCGGGAGAGGAGAAGCUGGGGGCGCGGCGAUGGUGGAGAUGAAGAAGGAAAGACUGGAUAGGGCUCGGAGAUGUUUGCAGACAUUUAGACUGAGAGUGGCAAUGGCUCUCGGCGUUGGUGGUCUGGGUAGCAGCAGCGGCAACAGCAGCAUCUUUGGGACAGACAGUACGACUGCUGUUGCUGCUACGAAGAGCGGUCUGACAGCAGCAGGCGGGGACGAGAUGAUGGAUGGCGAGAUUUAGGAUAUAGCAAUCAAUUAAGCUUCCUGAUACGAGGCAUUACAAAUAAUACUAAAAGUACAUCCGAAA